Molecule: messenger RNA, 1597 nt
Organism: Cydia splendana
Lineage: Eukaryota; Metazoa; Arthropoda; Insecta; Lepidoptera; Tortricidae
Product: zinc finger protein OZF-like
Exons: 2
Coding region: 1-1365 (454 amino acids)
Biological process (GO): regulation of transcription by RNA polymerase II
Cellular component (GO): nucleus
Molecular function (GO): DNA-binding transcription factor activity, RNA polymerase II-specific
Source: RefSeq, a predicted model, not a curated record
AUGAGUAAAUGUUGUUCUAAUCUGAGGGUGGUUUUAGCUUUCAACCUGGGAGUAGGAGUGGAGCAGUCAUGUGAGACUGUCCCCGGGAGGCCCCUUCUGAGGGACUGCAGUGUGAGGCUGGAGCAUCUCGUUGUGGACACACUGCACACUACUCGGAGCACAGACCGGGCCGGCCGGAGACAAGGUCGUGAAGCUGCUGUAGAGAGCGGAUACAGGAACACCAUCGUUGGGAAUGUUAGAAACUAUCACGGGCAAACUCCUCGGAUGAAACCAAGUGAAAUAUACCAAUGUACCCACUGUGAAUAUACAACAGCUACACAAAUAUGGUUUGCCAGGCAUUUGAGAAAACAUACUAAUGAGAAACCAUACAAGUGUGAACACUGUAGUUAUGCAUGUGCCCAAAAAGGACUUUUGCAAGUUCAUAUAAGAAAACACACUGGCGACAAGCCUUACAAAUGUGCCCAGUGUAGUUAUGCUAGCAGCCAGAAAGGUCCUUUAAAAGUUCAUCUAAGAACACACACUGGCGACAAGCCUUACAAAUGCGGACACUGUAGUUAUACUAGCAGCGAUAGAAGUAAUUUGAAACGUCAUAUAAGAAAACACACUGGCGACAAGCCUUACAAAUGCGAGCACUGUAGUUAUACUAGCAGCAAUAGAAGUAAUUUGAAGGUUCAUGUAAGAGAACACACUGGUGAAAAACCUUACAAAUGCAAGCAGUGUAGUUAUGCAAGUGCAAAUAUUAGAAUAUUGAAUGUUCAUGUAAGAACACACACUGGCGAUAAGCCUUACAAAUGCCACCAGUGUAGUUAUGCUAGCAGACAUAAAAAGUGUUUGAAGGCUCAUCUAGAAAGUCACACUGGUGAAAAACCUUACAAAUGCAAGCAGUGUAGUUAUGCAUGUGCAAAAAAAGAAAUAUUGAAUGUUCAUGUAAGAAUACACACUGGCGACAAGCCUCACAAAUGCCACCAGUGUAGUUAUGCUAGCCGCACUAAAGGUAAUUUGCAAGUUCAUCUAAGAAAACACACUGGUGAAAAACCUUACAAAUGUGAGCUAUGUAGUUAUGCUAGCAGCCAUAUAAGUCAUUUGAAGGCUCAUCUAAAAAUACACACUGGUGAAAAACCUUACAAAUGUGCCCAGUGUAGUUAUGCUAGCAUCCAGAAAGGUCCUUUGAAAGUUCAUCUAAGAACACACACUGGCGACAAGCCUUACAAAUGCGGACACUGUAGUUAUACUAGCAGCAAUAGAAGUAAUUUGAAACGUCAUAUAAGAAAACACACUGGCGACAAGCCUUACAAAUGCGAGCACUGUAGUUAUACUAGCAGCAAUAGAAGUAAUUUGAAGGUUCAUGUAUGUUCACACGGGUGAAAAACCUUACAAAUGCAAGCAGUGUAGUUAUGCAAGUGCAAAUAUUAGAAUACUGAAUGUUCAUGUAAGAACACACACUGGCGAUAAGCCUUACAAAUGCCACCAGUGUAGUUAUGCUAGCAGACAUAAAAAGUGUUUGAAGACUCAUCUAGAAAGUCACACUGGUGAAAAACCUUACAAAUACAAGCAGUAUAGUUAUACAUGUGCAAAACAAGAAAUAUUGAAUGUUCAU